AUGUCUGGAACCAGACUGGUAGUUUUGCACAGGUGUUUCAGAAAUAUGAACAGGAAAUUAAAGAAGAAAAGGUACAUCUCUGGAGAAACGCUCUGAAUGAAGCUAGAGGUUUGGCCGGAUUUAAUUUUCGUACUUUCUGGCAUGAAGGGGAUUAUAUCAGGAACGUUAUUGCUUGGAUCACUGAAAAACUGGGCAGAACCACAUGCAUAGAGGUACCCACCAGCCUAGUUGGAAUAGAUUCUCGCGUGCGAGAAAUUAGUAAGCAUUUUGAUGUUGGUGGAUCAAAUGAUGUUCGCAUAAUUGGAAUAUUGGGUAUGUGUGGACUGGGUAAGACAACGGUUGCAAAAGCCGUUUUCAACAAACAUCAUCAUAGUUUUGCCGGUGCAAGUUUCCUUCAAAACGUGAGGGAAAAGAAACUGGUUGAUUUGCAAGAACAACUUCUUUCUGAUAUCUUGAAACCGGCCUACAUAGUGGUAAGUAGUAUGGAUGAAGGGACCAAGGAGAUCGAACAAAGGUUAGGCAACAUAAGGGUACUUGUCGUAAUUGAUGAUUUAGGCAGUGUAGCACAAUUAGAUGCUUUGGCUAUAAAACCUGACUCCUUUGGUCUGGGGAGCAGAAUCAUUAUAACAUCAAGAAACGAACAUUUGCUAAAGAUACUUGACGUGGAUAAGAUAUGUCCUCUGCCAGCAAUGAAUGAAAAAGAAGCUCUUGAGCUACUUAGUUGGCAUGCCUUUAGAAAGAAUUAUCCUAAUGAAGAGUAUGUUGAGCUCUCAAGAAAAGCUGUUGGCUGCUGUGGAGGUUUGCCACUAGCACUUGAAGUCUUAGGUUCUUAUCUACUUACAAAAAGCACUAGUGAAUGGGAAACUGUACUGGAUAAAUGGCAAAGAUCACAGCCUUAUCGGGAAAUUCACAGAAGACUUGAAAUAAGCUAUGAUGGACUAACUGAUGAUGAUGUGAAGGCUAUAUUCCUUGAUAUCUCUUGUUUCUUUACUGGAAUGAACAAGGACUAUGUUAUGACAGUACUCGACGGCUGUCAGUUUUAUCCAGAAAUAGGGAUUCGAGAACUCCAAGAUCAGUGCCUUGUAACUGUUGAUAAAGAAGGCAAUCUCAUGAUGCAUGAUUUGAUUCAAGGCAUGGGCAGAGAAAUUGUGCAUGCAGAAUCCCCUGACAAUCCUGGAAAACGUAGCAGAUUGUGGCAUAAUGAAGAUAUAACUGACGUAUUGAUGAAGGAAUCUGGAACAGAAGACGUUGAAGGACUCGCUUUAGAUAUGCAAGAGUCUGGCGAGCCUAGCUUCAGUGCAGAAUCAUUUCGAAACAUGCAGAGUCUGAGACUGCUCAAACUCAAUAACAUAAAGCUCACUGGAAGUUACCACAAUCUUUCCAAAGAGUUAACAUGGUUGUGUUGGCAUGGUUUUCCUCUGGAGUUCUUACCAAAAGAUUUUGAUCAAUCUAACCUAGUUGCUAUUGACCUGAGCUAUAGCAAACUCAUACGAGUUUGGGAGGAUUCUGAUUUGUUGCUCGAGAAGUUGAAGCUUCUUAAUCUCAGUCAUUCCCAUAACCUGGCACGAACACCAGACUUUGCAAAACUCCCAAAUCUCGAGGAAUUGAUAUUGAAUGAUUGUGAGAGUUUGUCUGAGGUUCACUCAUCCAUUGGGAAUCUUGAAAGACUUACUUUGGUAAAUCUUGAAGGCUGCAAAAAUCUCAAGGAUCUCCCACUGAAUUUCUUUAAUUCCAAGUCUGUUGAAACUCUUCUUCUUAAAGGCUGUUCAAGAUUUGAAAACUUGGCUGAGGGCUUGGGACAGAGCUACCAUAAGACAGCAGAUGGCACACCCAUAAGACAAAUACUAAAGCUGAGUUUUUCAUCUCAAUAUGGUGUGAAAGAGUCACCAUCAACUAGUCUUUUGCCCCCUUCUUUACAUUGCUUAAACUCGUUACGGAAAUUAGAUCUUGGAUGCUGCACUUUAACCGAUGACGAAAUCCCGAAGGAUCUUGGGAGUCUAAUUUCUUUAGAAGAUUUAGAUCUUCGAAAAAAUAGUUUUUGUAGCCUACCAAGCCUCAUUGGUCUUUCUAAGCUUGAAACAUUGUGUUUAGAUGAUUGCACAAACCUACAUGCAAUCCCAAAUUUACCAACAACUUUGAAAGUCUUGCGAGCGGGUUUGUGCACUUCAUUAGAAACAAUGCCAGAUUUUUCAGAGUUGUUGAAUAUGAGAGAGUUGUAUCUAAGUCAUUCAUGCAAACUCACAGAGAUUCCGGGCUCGGAUAUGUCAUUAAACUCGAUGACAAGAAUUCAUUUGGAAGGGUGCAUCAAUCUCACUGCUGAUUUUAGGAAGAACAUCCUUCAGGGAUGGACUUCUUGCGGAUAUGGUGGCAUUUUUCUCAAUGGAAAUUAUAUUCCUGACUGGUUUGAUUUUGUCAAGGGUGAUCUGGUCAGUUUUCACAUACCUCUAAUUUUUGGUCACAAUUUUAGCGGGUUGACUCUGUGCUGCAUAUACUCUUCAAAGAAACAACGUGAAGGUCCUCUCGGCAUUAUCGUUAUCAAUAAAACUAAGCGUACUGCUUUGCUCGCCCGGAUAACAUAUGCUUCAGUACCAACUUCCUGUACACUUGAUGACCAUUAUCUUUGGCAGGGACAGAUAUCGAACCAUGUGCUCAGUUUGCAAGGAGGGGACAAGGUCGAUAUAGUUGUAAUGCCUGUUGAAACUGCAGAUGCUUCUGUGAGAGUGAAGAAAGUAGGGGUUAAUCUAGUAUGGGACAAAUUUAUGAAGGAGAAUAUGCAUAAUUCAGACUUUCGUCUAUACGAUUUUGGCCUACAUCCGGAUUGGUUAUUGGGAGCUGAUGGGUAUGAAGGAAUCAGUAGAGAACUGAGAAGCAAUUACUUGGACGUAGCCAUACACCCAGUUGGAAUGGAUUCUCGCGUGCAAGAAAUCAGUAAUUAUUUAGAUGUUGGAGGAUCAAAUGAUGUCCGUAUCAUUGGAAUCUGGGGUAUGGGCGGACUGGGUAAAACAAUUGUUGCAAAAGUAAUUUUCAACAAAUAUCAGCACAUGUUUUAUGGUAGAAGUUUUCUUCCAAAUGUGAGAAAAGAUAAGGUACUGGUUGAUUCACAAAACAAACUUCUUUCUGAUAUCUUGAGAUCGGGAAACAUGAAGGUUAGUGGGGUCGAUGAAGGGACCCAGGAGAUUAAAAGAAGACUUGGCAACAAAAGAGUACUUGUCAUAGUAGAUGAUGUAGACAGCGAUGCACAGUUAGAUGCAUUAGCUAUAAAGCAUGACUCAUUUGGUCCAGGAAGUAGAAUUAUUAUAACGACAAGAGAUCAAGAUUUGCUAAAGAUACUUAAUCUGGAGGCGAUAUGUCGUGUGCAAGAAAUGAACAAAGAAGAAGCUCUUGAGCUAUUUAGUUGGCAUGCCUUUAAAAAGAAUUAUCCUGGUGAAGAGUAUGUUGAGCUCUCAAGAAAAGCUGUUGGCUACUGUGGAGGUUUGCCAUUAGCACUCGAAGUCUUAGGUUCUUGUCUGCAUACAAAAAGCAGAAGUGAAUGGAAAACUGAACUGGAUAAAUGGGAAAGAUUACAGCCUUAUUUCACCUUCAACGGCAUGGAUUAUUCAACAGAAAAAUAUCCGAGAAGAGAGCUUCAACUCAAAGGUCCACGUCCAAUGCCUCUCAAGAUACACAGGGACUCUCACAAGAUCAACAAACCUCCAUUUGCAUAUCCGAGAAGAGAGCUUCAACUCAAAGGUCCACGUCCAACGCCUCUCAAGAUACACAGAAACUCUCACAAGAUCAACAAACCUCCAUUUGUAUAUCCGAGAAGAGAGCUUCAACUCAAGGGUCCACGUCCAACGCCUCUCAAGAUACACAGAAACUCUCACAAGAUCAACCAAUCUCCAUUUGUAUAUCCGAGAAGAGAGCUUCAACUCAAGGGUCCACGUCCAACGCCUCUCAAGAUACACACAUAGACUCUCACUAGAUCAACAAACCUCCAGUUGUACUAAAACCAAUCACAUCAGCCGGUCGUAAUCUAUUCGGUGCACCUGAAUGUCAUCCAAGCAAACCUUAGCGAUUUCAGCGACUGUGUCCAACGCCUCACCGGCUUACCACGGUCAAAUUCUUUUACCACAUCUUCUUCCCCACACAGUAUUAUUAGUUAUCCAAAUUAUGAUAACUUUAGUAAUCCUCCAGCUCUUGAUGACCAAGGGAUGAAUAAAAGCAGUACUGCUCAAGAUGUUGUGGAAGAAAUGGAAAUAAUGGAUGGAUGAUGGUGGUAAAGUGGUGUGAGGCAAAAGGGUGUGUUUCCGGGGAUCUUGUCACCUGGGGUUUGUAAUAGGGAACUGUCGCAAUUGAAGGACUUGCUUUAGUUUAGUGAGGGUCUGAUGAUUCAAGUUUCAGUACAGAAGCAUUUAGAAAGAUGCGAAGUCUGAGAUUGCUCAAAUUCAAUAACAUAAAGCUGUGGAAGUUACCACAAUCUUUCCAAAGAGUUAAGAUGGUUGUGUUGGCAUGGAUUUCCUCUGAAGGUCAUACGUGAAGAUUUUGAUCAACCAAACCUAGUUGCUGUUGACCUGAGCUAUAGCAAACUCAUACGAGUUUGGGAGGAUACUAACGUGGUAUGAUAUGAUCUCAAAUAAAUUAUUAAUUAUUUUCCUCA
Molecule: messenger RNA, 4636 nt
Organism: Malus domestica (apple)
Lineage: Eukaryota; Viridiplantae; Streptophyta; Magnoliopsida; Rosales; Rosaceae
Product: disease resistance protein RUN1
Biological process (GO): defense response
Molecular function (GO): ADP binding; protein binding
Source: RefSeq, a predicted model, not a curated record